UCGGCGAGUCCGGCCCGGGCCCCCGGAAGUGGGGCGGUGUGUGAGGGGCGGCGUGUGAGGAGGGGCGUUGAGGCGGCGCCAUGGCCACCUUCAUCUCGGUGCAGCUGAAGAAGACGUCGGAGGUGGACCUGGCGAAGCCGCUGGUGAAGUUCCUGCAGCAGACCUACCCGGCCGGGGAGGAGCAGGCCCAGGCCUGCCAGGCCGCCGAGCACCUCAGCAAGCUCCGCAGGGCCGCCCUCGGCCGGCCCCUCGACAAGCACGACGGAGCCCUCGACACCCUCCUCAGGUACUAUGAUCAGAUUUGUUCCAUUGAGCCCAAGUUUCCAUUUUCUGAAAAUCAGAUCUGCUUAACUUUUACGUGGAAAGAUGCCUUUGAUAAAGGAUCACUUUUUGGGGGCUCUGUGAAAUUGGCUCUUGCAAGCUUGGGCUAUGAAAAGAGCUGUGUGUUGUUCAACUGUGCAGCGUUAGCUAGCCAGAUCGCCGCAGACCAGAACCUGGAUAACGAUGAAGGUUUGAAAGCUGCCGCUAAGCAUUAUCAGUUUGCAAGUGGAGCCUUUUUGCAUAUUAAAGAGACAGUUUUGUCUGCCCUGAAUCGAGAGCCUACCGUGGACAUCUCUCCAGACACAGUCGGGACUUUGAGUCUUAUUAUGCUGGCGCAAGCCCAGGAAGUAUUUUUCCUAAAAGCCACGAGAGAUAAAAUGAAAGAUGCGAUCAUAGCUAAACUGGCCAAUCAAGCUGCAGAUUAUUACGGUGAUGCUUUCAAACAGUGUCAGUACAAGGAUACUCUGCCCAAGUAUUUUUAUUUCCAGGAGGUGUUUCCCGUCCUGGCUGCAAAGCAUUGCAUAAUGCAGGCCAAUGCUGAAUAUCACCAGUCUAUCCUGGCCAAGCAGCAGAAAAAAUUUGGCGAAGAGAUUGGGAGACUGCAGCAUGCAGCGGAGUUGAUUAAAACAGUGACCUCCCGCUACGACGAAUACGUAAACGUGAAAGACUUGUCCGACAAAAUCAACCGCGCGCUGGCCGCGGCGAAGAAGGACAACGACUUCAUUUACCACGAUCGGGUGCCAGACCUCAAAGACCUCGAUCCUAUCGGCAAAGCCUCCCUCGUGAAAUCGACCCCUGUCAACGUCCCUCUUAGUCAGAAGUUCUCAGACCUGUUUGACAAGAUGGUCCCCGUGGCGGUGCAACAGGCCCUGUCCGCCUAUAAUCAGCGGAAGGCCGAAUUGGUAAACAGAUCAAUAGCUCAAAUGAGAGAGCCCACCAAUUUUGCCAAUGGGGUGUUGGCUUCCCUCAACCUUCCUGCGGCGAUCGAGGACGUAUCCGGCGAUACUGUUCCGCAGUCUAUUUUGGUCAAGUCCAAAGCUGUGAUCGAGCAGGGGGGUAUUCAGACCGUCGAUCAGUUGAUCAAAGAUCUGCCUGAGCUACUACAAAGAAAUAGAGAAAUCUUGGAUGAGUCUUUAAGAUUGUUGGAUGAGGAGGAAGCCACUGACAACGAUCUGAAGGCAAAAUUCAAAGAACGUUGGCAGAGAACACCAUCCAGCGACCUGUACAAGCCUUUGAGGGCAGAGGGAAGUAACUUCCGCACGGUUUUGGACAAAGCCGUGCAAGCAGACGGGCAGGUUAAGGAACGCUAUCAGUCCCACCGUGAUACCAUUGCACUUCUCUGUAAGGCCGAGCCUGAACUGAAUGCUGCUAUACCUUCCGCUAAUCCAGCGAAAACUCUGCAGGGCAGUGAGGUUGUGAACGUCCUCAAAUCCUUACUGAGCAAUCUGGACGAAGUUAAGAAGGAAAGGGAAAACCUGGAAAACGAGCUGAAGUCAGUCAAUUUUGACAUGACGAGCAAGUUUCUGACUUCCUUGGCUCAGGAUGGCGCAAUAAACGAAGAGGCGAUUUCGGUCACGGAACUGGACCGGAUCUACGGAGGGCUCACCCACAAAGUUCAGGAGUCUGUGAAAAAGCAGGAGGAACUCUUAAGCAGCAUUCAGGUCUCACACCAAGAAUUUUCCAAGAUGAAGCAGUCGAAUAACGAAGCUAAUCUGAGGGAGGGAGUGCUGAAGAACCUAGCUACAGCCUAUGACAACUUCGUGGAACUCGUUGCCAAUUUGAAAGAAGGCACCAAGUUUUAUAACGAGCUGACGGAAAUCCUGGUCAAGUUCCAGAACAAAUGCAGUGAUAUUGUAUUCGCCCGGAAGACCGAGAGAGAUGAGCUCCUAAAGGACUUGCAGCAAAGCAUUGCCCGGGAACCCAGUGCCCCCUCCAUCCCCACGCCAGCAUAUCAAGCCACGCCAGCCGGCGGAAACACCUCGACCCCUCCCACUCCAGCGCCAAGAACCACGGUGCCUCCCAAGCCACAGCCUCCAGCCCGGCCUCCCCCGCCUGUGAUCGCGGCCAAUCGCCCCACGCCCGGUGCCACGGCCCCCGCGGCGACCGCUACGGCCCCGUCGCCGGCCCCUGGGUCCGCUCCUGCCGGUUCUGCUCCCUCUCAGGCCCAAGGACCACCGUACCCCACCUAUCCAGGAUACCCCGGGUAUUGCCAGAUGCCCAUGCCAAUGGCCUACAACCCUUACAUGUACGGCCAGUAUAACGUGCCGUUCCCGCCAGUGUACCAUCAGAGCCCCGGCCAGGCCGCGCCGUACCCGGGACCCCAGCAGCCGUCCUACCCUUACCCCCAGCCCCCGCAGCAGCCUUACUACCCGCAGCCAUAAUUCGCCGACAGAGCCGGCCCGCUUGUCCACAUCACCAAACACUCGCAAUAAGUAGACUAAAACUUUAGCUCCGGUCAGUGUAUCGUACCGUACUGAAUGCAGUCUAUAAUUUCCGUCUCCGGUUAGAGGGUCGAAACGCUGUGCCCGUAGUCCUGUGUCUGAUUGCAUUUCUCGAGGGUCCCUGCUGCCGCCACACUAGCUACAAUAUACUUGAAUUAAAUCGCAUUACAGAUCGCGGUGUAUGGAGAGGAGAGACAGUACAGGAGACAGAUGUGCGGAAACUGUCCCAACGCGAGGAGAGAGGGGCAUCGGGUAUUUAAAAAUGACAGCUUAAAUACCGACGCUCCACGAGACUACGUAGGAUUUUUCUUCUAUAUUGCCUCGGUUUGUAUCUGGUUUCGUUCUCAACACGCUAUUUUGUGUAACAAUCGAGGCCCUGCAAAUCGAAAAUAAAUUUAAGUUUAAAUUAAAAAAUAUGGGUACCUAAAGCCAGCUUUUUUAUUUUGCCAUGCUCAUCAUUAUGCAGUUUUUAUUCUGGAUGUCUAGUUUUUUUUUUCUUUUUGUGUUUUUUCUUCGGGGGCGGGGUGAAGGGGCAAGUUUGGCACGUGAGCUGUGCUGUUAAGACGGCUUCUGAACUGCAUUAGAGAAACUACCACAAGAGUGACCUAUGAUUUAUAGUUUAGUAUCUUUGGUAUGACUAUCCAGUAAAGUCAUAUCGACAACUUUUUUUUUUCCUAUUAAUCCUACAGUAUAGAAGAAGCUGUUGCUACCAAAGAAUCUUAAAAUAACUUUAUUGUUUAGCGGAGAGGUUGAUUAAGUAUUUUGUAACUGGCAUCUCCAUUUCUCGAUGAUUAUUUUUGGUGGUUGGUGGGGGGCGGGCGGGAAGGGGGUGUUUCAAGUGACUGUGUAAACUACUACUUGUACAUUACGCCGCUGUCAAAUACAAAGGAAUUGCUUGGAGUGUUUAUGGUUGUUUUCUCUCCUCCCUUUCUCUCCGCCAACCGCCAACACCUUUAACUUAAAGGAAAAGUUUAUGGGCGUAUAUUUAAAAUGCCUCUGAAUCGCUUUUCAUUGUUAACGCUAGUAAAAAAAAAAUGGGAUAACGGAGGGUGCGGACAUUAUGCAAGACGAUUAUUGGAACCUAGGCUUAAUGAGGAGUUGGCCAUAUAUUCAACGUUUAAUGGCCUCCGAUCAUUGCAUAAAUCGCAGUAUAAACAAUAAAGGAGGAGAUACACCAGGAGACAGGGAAUGAAAGGGAACACGGGCCUGAUCCUUGAUGUAGCAGUGAGCAUUUUCUAGAAAGAGGUUCAGGUUCACAUGUAAAUUUGCUUUAGGUACAUGUAAAGACCUCCAGACUAAGGCUACAUGUAGUCUGCCUUCUUAAUUACCUCAAAACUCGCUUCCCCAUCCCCUUUCCUCAGGGUGCUGGCAGACCUGCCCUUCUGGCUUUGUUGUUAAGCUAAAAAACUACCUGCGGAAAAUCCAUUUUAUCAUUGUAUUUUUCUUUUCUGUCUUUACUAACUCUGCAUUUUGAUUAAAGCUUAGGGUGAGGGAGGUCAAAUGGCUACGGAAAAUUAGAAAACUUAUUUCAUGUUGUGAGGCGGAAACAGAACAUGCUACUUUUGUGUAAAUUAGUUGAAUUGGGAAUCUGGAAUUACUAAUUAUUAAUUUUACGUGGAGCAGCGAAGAGAUCAGGUAGGAAAAAAAAAUAUUCUCCAGCAUCUGUGGCUCUGACAUCAGUAAAGUGUGACACAGGCGGCCCCCAAGACCUUUGGGGGUUCCUUGAGCAAAGUGCAUUUAAUAGCAUAAGGACGUCCCGCAUUUGGAUUAACCAGUAUUGGUGGCAAAAUCUCAAAACACAGUGUACAGUUUCCCUGAGGCUCUCCAAACUGACCGUCUUGGAGAACUCGGGCAAGUGAGGGCUUGCCUGAAUUUUUCCCCCACUCAAUAAAGGGAGAAUCAGGGAAAUGAGUUGUAGGUCUCAGUCUUUUCCCUUCCUCUUCUGUAUCUCUUCCCCACAGAACUUCCCCCGGUUUAUAGUCAGGGCGCGUAUCCGACUUGCUGAGAAUAUUUUCUAUUUUCCAGUUUUCCAAGGUAUUAGCUAGUCCAUUUUCAUCAUGAGUAGAACAUGUUAAAAAGAGCGAAUGGGAAAAAUAGUUAAAUAAAAGCAACUUUGAGGAAUGCCACCGAAUGGGCCCCUCAGGCUGAAAAUAACCAUCAGUAAUACUCCGUUCUGAAUGAACAGUUGUACCCCGUGCCCCUGAAACUUCCCCCUCCCCCUAAGGCAGUACAAAGUGAACACAGGGUUUUCCUAAUUUCAUCAUGAGUAGGUCAUGUUAGACGGAAUCAAAAGCUUUAUUAAUAGAUCAGGGCAAACUUAAUAUUUCAGACUGUCACAGAAGGCAGGUAGGUUAGUCCGACUUUAUUUUUUCAGAGCUUGAUAAUUUUUUAAACCUAAUACCGUGUGGCUAUCUUUUUGGAUGAUAUGCGCUGUCUGGUUUUUUUAAAUUUUUUUUUUCCUCCCAAGUAAAAAAAAAAAAAAUGGAAUUUUUCAUUGCCAGUUUUGGACACCUCACAGCCUUUCACGAGUUUUAGAGACACCUGCUGAUGUCUUCACGGUUUACAUCAGCCAGUUUCAUAAAGCACCGUAAGAUCUGAAGUGUGUGUACUCUUUAGACGUUGAUACUGCCAAUUUGAAAACUUUUUCUGUGGUUUCCUGCCUUUUUCUAUAAUUGCUGGCUCCAGCAGGUGGGUCACCGUACGACUCGCUUUGUGAGGAUGAGGAAAAAAAAGGUGUUGGAAAAUCUGUUUUUUUUCCCCCCAAAGUUUUUCCCUUCCUGUCUGAUAUAAGGGCACCAUUUUGCUUUGUGCUUUAACUGAAUGUAUUUCAAGGCCCUUUUUCUGUUUUCUUUGAUUUUCUAAGUUUCCUCUUGUUUCUUGCUUUGGGUUGUCUGAGCUUUCGACGUACGGUUAUCGACGGACAGUAAAGAGGUUGGAAGCGGCAGCAGAAUUCAAGCCACUCACAGGUUAGGGUGGACAGUUGUUAAAUUGAGAAUCUCACUUUAGUCUUUGGUUGGGGAUUAGCCUAUUGAUUGGGACGAGCAAUGCCGAUCGGGAAAAGCAAAGGAGGCAACUUUCACUUUAAAACGAUUAAGUUGAGGGUUAUUUUCUGGAACUGCUAAGGUCUUUUAAAAAAGGCAAAAAUCCUGCAUUGUCACAUCAGAGAUUUCCAGUUCUGUGUCUGACGAUCAACACCGCCGAUGAUUUCGAAUGAUUGUGUUUUCCUUGUAAGCAUUUCCUUUAGGUAAACGCUAAGAAACUAAAAGGUUCCAGGUGACUGUGCCCCAGAAAUAAAAGUUGAAAUAUUCUUUA
Molecule: messenger RNA, 6074 nt
Organism: Tachyglossus aculeatus (Australian echidna)
Lineage: Eukaryota; Metazoa; Chordata; Mammalia; Monotremata; Tachyglossidae
Gene: PDCD6IP
Product: programmed cell death 6 interacting protein
Exons: 18
Coding region: 81-2702 (873 amino acids)
Biological process (GO): mitotic cytokinesis
Cellular component (GO): endosome
Molecular function (GO): protein binding
Source: RefSeq, a predicted model, not a curated record